AAUGGUGCUAGUUGCCGCUGUCAAAGCGGGAAUGUAGAAAUCAAGUUUGUUGAUUCCAAGUGAUUGUACCUGAGCGAUACGCGGCCUUAUAAAACAAUUUCACCAGACACAAUGCCGCCGAGUAGCCUUCGAGUCGUCUACGCGUUCGCCAGAGAAAUGCAUCCAAAAACAACCGACGUAUUCAUUCAAUACGGCACUGCCGGAUUCCGUACCAAAGCCAGCCUUUUAGAACAUGUAGUUUAUCGUAUGGGCCUCCUUGCCGUGCUCCGAUCCCGUGUCAAAAAUGGUCGCACAAUCGGCAUCAUGAUAACCGCCUCCCACAACCUCGAACCCGAUAACGGUGUCAAACUUGUCGACCCGGAUGGUGAAAUGUUGGAAGGCAGCUGGGAAGAAAUUGCUACAAGGCUCGCUAAUGUCAGUGACAAUGACUUAGAAUCGACAACGGGGGAGAUUAUAAAACAAGUAAACGCCGAUAUGUCUCUGAAGGCAAGCGUCUUCAUUGGAAUGGACACAAGGUACACAAGCCCCCGUCUCGCAGCGGCAGCAGUCCACGGUGUUAUGGCCCUUAAAGGAACAGCCAAAGAGUUUGGUAUAGUCACAACACCUAUGCUACACUUUUGCGUUAAGUGUCGCAAUGAUAAUACAUAUGGGACACCCACCGAAGAAGGGUAUUAUGAAAAAAUAGUGGGUGCGUUUAAAAAUAUUUGCCAGAAGUUGCCAGUAGUUGACAAAUACAAUACGACGCUGUAUGUGGACGGUGCCAAUGGCGUUGGGGGGAAAAAACUGAAUAUAAUCAAGAAAACUUUAGAUGGAGAACUUGAUUUAGUUCUCUAUAAUUUAGGGGGGAAUGGCGGGAAAUUAAAUUUAAAUUGUGGUGCAGAUUACGUGAAAGUAUCUCAGAAACCUCCAGUGGGAGUGGAACAUGCUCCUUUCCAAAGAGUUGCCUCACUAGAUGGGGACGGUGACCGACUUGUGUAUUACUACUUGGACGAUAAAAAUGAAAUGCACUUAUUAGAUGGUGACCGUAUAGCUAUCCUGCUAGCGAGUUAUAUAACAGAGCUAUUGAAGGUCUGUGGGACCCAUUUGCGCCUUGGUCUUGUACAGACCGCUUAUGCCAAUGGAGCAUCUACUCGGUAUAUUACUGAGGAUUUGAAAAUUCCAGUUACAUGCGUUAAAACGGGUGUGAAACAUCUGCACCAUGCAGCGUUGGCCUACGACAUCGGGAUUUACUUUGAAGCUAAUGGACACGGGACCGUUGUGUACAGUGAGGACGCUAAGAAUUCUAUCAGGAAGGUGGCAGACAAAGGGGACACAGAACAGAGGAAAUCAGCGCAACUCCUACUCAAUUUCAUCGACGUUACCAAUGAAACGGUGGGCGAUGCAAUUUCUGACCUCUUCCUUGUGGAAAGUGUACUCCGAGCCCGAGGUAUCUCCGUUCAAGACUGGGAGCAACAGUACACCGACCUGCCUUGUAGACAGUUGAAGGUUACUGUUCAGGAUCGUAACGCCAUAUCAACAGCCGACGCUGAACGACAGUGUACGGCUCCCGAAGGGUUACAGACGAAGAUAAAUGAAUUAGUGUCACAAUACCCUAGCGGUAGGUCGUUUGUAAGACCAUCGGGUACUGAGGACGUUGUAAGGGUGUAUGCGGAGGCGGAUACGCAGGAGUCAGCAGAUAAAUUAGCGUCGGAAGUAGCUCAAGCGGUAUUCGAUUUAGCUGGAGGCGUCGGUAAAAGACCGGAAUUACCUGAAUAACAUAGAAAAUAUAUAAUAUCGAUCUGAUACUGUAAUAUACAAAUUAUUUUAACCAAUUGGCAUAGUACUUUCUAAAAUUCUUUUAAAAUAUUUCCUUUGUAAUUUCAUUAGUAAAUAAACAAUACAAAUCGUUACCAUCAGAUGACAAAACAGAGUCCUUGAAGCUAUUAUUAUAGCAUAAACCUCUUUCGUUUUUCAAUUACCUCAUAUUUUCCAAACCGUUGAAGGGAUUUAUAUAAUAGUAAACGGUUACCGUAGCUUAUGAACUCCUCAAUACCUGCAACGCUUGUAAACUGUAUCACAUUAAUAUUUUUUUAUGCAUUUUAAUUAUUCCAGUUAAUUCGUUAGCAAUAUUACAGUACAUUUUUUAUCGGCAGAACUUUAUACAGCUAAUAUAUUUUGAUUCUGAUUUGAUUAAGUUUUACAAUUUAAUCAAAUCAGAAUCAGUUUUAUAUAAUCGCUAAAUUAUAUUCAAUAUUUAUAAUAAUCGUGUAAUUUAAUUGUGUUUGAAAAUUCGCAAAAGUAAUAAAUGUAAAUCCAUUUUUUCACCGUCCAUAUUAAAUGUAGUGAGCACCAAACAAAGAGUUGUGAUUGUUAAAUGUUUCAAAGAUUUUACUAGUCUAAUGAGAUAACAGUACAACGCUCUACUAGUCGGAAAUGUGAAUGCAUAGUGAUUGGGCUAUUUUCUGCACAAAAUAUACUUUGUAUGGACAGUAAUUUUUUUUUAAUCAGUUUAGUAAAGACUGCCGAUUGUUGCUCUCUUUUUCAAUUAUUGAAAUGCUGAAUUUAUAAUUAUUAUAAUAUAUUUAUAAAAAAAAAAAAACAUUUUUAUUUUGUAGAUAAUAAAUCAAUUAUCGGUAAA
This is a messenger RNA of Melitaea cinxia (Glanville fritillary), 2617 nucleotides long. RefSeq names its product phosphoacetylglucosamine mutase (gene nst). The record is from RefSeq and is a predicted model, not a curated record. Lineage: Eukaryota; Metazoa; Arthropoda; Insecta; Lepidoptera; Nymphalidae. The transcript is spliced from 12 exons. Gene Ontology annotation, molecular function: phosphoacetylglucosamine mutase activity. Gene Ontology annotation, biological process: UDP-N-acetylglucosamine biosynthetic process; carbohydrate metabolic process. Bases 112 to 1755 code for a protein of 547 amino acids.